Molecule: messenger RNA, 1117 nt
Organism: Pocillopora verrucosa
Lineage: Eukaryota; Metazoa; Cnidaria; Anthozoa; Scleractinia; Pocilloporidae
Source: RefSeq, a predicted model, not a curated record
UUUCUUAAAGGCAUAUACAAACUGGGGUGACUAUUGACCAUGCUGAGGAAGGCUCUACAAGCAAUAAUUCUCAUAGUCUUUCAAAGAGAGACAAGUGGCGAAGUAUCUCCAAACCAAAAAUCUUCCGUAUUCUCUCGUUCAGCCUACUUCAUGACAAUGAAUAAUAACCGACUUCAUGGCUACGUUGUUGAACGUUUUCAGUCCGCUAGCUUGUUAUUAUGCAACCAAAAGUGCUUAAGGAGAGAAUGGUGUACUUCUACGAAUUUCAAAGCGCCUGAACAAAGUGGAAAAACCGGAACCUGUGGACUGAACAAGCAGAGUUUUUCUUCCAUUUUCGAAAGCACGAGUUUACGCGAAGAGGAUGGAGUUACUUUCUCCCUACUGGUAAAGUUUCCAUGCCAUAGCAAGCCAUGUCUGAACAAUGGGAUCUGUGUUCAAGAUGGUGCAGGGCUUUCUUUCCAUUGUGUUUGCAAGGCGGGAUUUGCUGGAACACGCUGCCAAGCUUGUAAGUUCGAUUUCGAAGAUGGAAAAGAUGGCUGGGAAAAGACUGGUACAACAUUCAAUAACCAGCCGACCUACGGUGACAACCCUACAGCUCGGAAGCGAGAACCUGCCAAACAGCAAGGGGAUUGGUGGAUUGGAGGAUACGAGGACAGACCUUCUAAAGCUGCAACCCCUGGGCGCAUUCAAGGGGACGGGCCACGUGGCACCCUUACAUCUCCGUUGUUUAAAAUCAUUGGCCCCAACAUUACCUUUCUGAUUGGUGGGGGUUGCAGAAUGGACUCUAUAAGAGCAGAGUUAGUUAUUAAUGAUCAGGUAGUCAGAAAUGAGACCGGAAAUUGCAGUGAGACAAUGCGUCUUAAAAGCUGGGAUGUUCAGAAUUUCAUCGGUCAAAGAGCCCGUGUUAGAUUGGUAGAUAACAGCUCGGAAGAAUGGGGUCAUAUCAACUAUGAUCUUCUUGGAGGCGACAUAAGUUGUGAAGAGGAAAAAACUUAAUGCAUACUAACAUGCUUGAAAGAUUGAAGAAGCCAUCAGUGGAACUUUUUUAUUUUGCAGCUCGUUUCUAUUUUUCCUUUGCACUCGGCUUUCGAUUUGGAUCAGCAGAUUGCAUCUAUCU